Messenger RNA from Thyridium curvatum, 1509 nucleotides. RefSeq lists its product as uncharacterized. The record is from RefSeq and is a predicted model, not a curated record. Gene Ontology annotation, biological process: protein N-linked glycosylation. Gene Ontology annotation, molecular function: dolichyl pyrophosphate Glc1Man9GlcNAc2 alpha-1,3-glucosyltransferase activity. The transcript has 4 exons. Lineage: Eukaryota; Fungi; Ascomycota; Sordariomycetes; Thyridiales; Thyridiaceae. Gene Ontology annotation, cellular component: endoplasmic reticulum membrane. Bases 1 to 1509 code for a protein of 502 amino acids.
AUGGCGACCGAGAUCUACCCCUCAAUUGCGCAGUGCGCAUUAAUCGCUGCCGCCUUCAAGAUUCUCCUGUUCCCGGCUUACAAGUCGACCGACUUCGAAGUCCACCGCAACUGGCUGGCCAUCACGCACAGUCUCCCGAUAUGGCAAUGGUACUACGAGAAGACCUCGGAAUGGACCCUCGACUACCCUCCCUUCUUUGCCUAUUUUGAAUGGGUCAUGUCCCAGGUCGCAAAGCUCGCCGACCCGGCUAUGCUGCGCGUCUUCAACCUGGAAUACGAUAGCUGGCAGACUGUGUAUUUCCAGAGAUCUACAGUCAUUGUGACCGAGCUGGUCCUAGUCUACGCUCUUCAAUCCUUCGUUGAUUCGGCCCAUGGAAUCUCGAAACGGGCGGCGCAAGCAGCUGCCAUCUCGAUCCUCCUUUCCCCGGGGCUCUUGAUCAUCGAUCACAUCCAUUUCCAGUACAAUGGCUUCCUGUACGGGAUCCUCUUCGCGUCGCUGGUCUUGGCCAAGAAGAGGUCAGGCUUCCUGUGGAGCGGACUCGUUUUCGCGGCGCUCCUGUGCUUCAAGCACAUCUACGCAUAUCUGGCCCCGGCAUAUGUGGUCUUUUUGCUCCGUGCCUACUGCCUAUCGCCCAAGUCGAUCUUCAAGAUCCAGCUUCUCAAUUGCGUCAAACUCGGCAGCGGCAUCGCUGCGAUCCUUGGUGUUGCGUUUGGACCAUUCGCACUCAAGAACCAGAUCCCGCAGAUUCUAAGCCGGCUUUUUCCCUUUUCGAGAGGCCUAUGCCAUGCCUACUGGGCCCCCAAUGUUUGGGCUAUGUACUCCUUCAUGGAUCGAGUGCUCAUCUACGUCGCCCCAAGGCUUGGAUUGCCAGUCAAGGCAGAAGCCUUGAACAGCGUCACGCGUGGCCUGGUUGGAGACACGGCAUUUGCUGUUCUCCCAGACAUUAGUCCAAGAAUGUGUUUCAUUCUCACACUGCUGUUCCAGAUCAUCCCGCUCGUGAAGCUCUUCAUCCAACCUACCUGGGAUACUUUUAUCGGCGCAGUUACCCUGUGUGGCUAUGCAUCGUUCCUUUUUGGAUGGCAUGUGCACGAGAAGGCGAUUCUGCUCGUCAUCGUUCCCUUCAGCCUCAUUGCUCUCAAGGAUCGGAGACACCUCAGCGCCUUCCGACCCCUUGCUGUGUCUGGCCAUGUUUCCUUGUUUCCUCUUCUUUUCACGCCGGCAGAGUACCCUAUCAAGGUGGUCUACACCAUAUUCUGGCUGGUUUUGUUCCUGCUGGUAUUCGACCGAUUGGCGCCGGCAUCGAGCGCGCCGCGCUUUUUCCUCUUUGAUCGCUUCAGCACGUUGUAUAUCGCGAUCAGUAUUCCUCUGAUACUCUACUGUUCGUUGCUGCACCAAAUCAUCUUUGGCAAGAGCUACGAAUUUCUGCCGCUCAUGUUUACCAGCUCCUACUCGGCCAUUGGUGUGGUGGGCAGCUGGCUGGGAUUUCUGGUGGUGUAUUUCACAUCUUAG